Molecule: messenger RNA, 672 nt
Organism: Seminavis robusta
Lineage: Eukaryota; Bacillariophyta; Bacillariophyceae; Naviculales; Naviculaceae
Source: the annotation of a GenBank genome assembly
AUGCCUCCUAGCGCGUGGAUGGAGGAAGCUGAAAAAGCCAAUUGUGCUCACAUUGUGGAUGCCAUGAUUUACAUUUCCAACGAGAGUGGCACCAGAUUUGAUGUCUUUUGGAUCAAUCCGAAAACUCAAACUCUCACGCAAAUCACGCUCGAUCCCGUAGAACCACGCAUUGUGGCCCCGUACAAUACCCACGUGGAUCAGGUACUCGAACUGCACGAGAUACCCGAUGCCACUACGGGAGAAUGCUCCUCUCCCGAACAAGUCUGUCGAAGAACCUAUGCCAAGGCACAUUCCGAAGACAAAACGAAAAACGUCUAUAAGAUUACCAAAGACUUUGAAGCCGUCCAUGUCACCGACAAUCUUCGUGCCAGGGCAUACGCAGGAGAAACCAUUGCCAGUGCUCUCACCUUUCAAAAUUCCAGUGGAGAGACCGUGGAUAUCUUUUGGGUGGAUCAUACCGGGAAUAAGGUCCAUCUCGGUCCUCUCAACCCCGGAGGCACUGCUGCCUUUGAUUCCUUUGUGGGAAAUGAAUUUGCCGUGCAGGAAUCAGGAGAAUCUUGUGGCGACAGUUGUCGCAUCACCCAUGUCAAAAAUCCAGGAAAUGACCCCACCAUUGUCAUUCAGGAGCGAUUUCAGGCCAUGUAUCAGGGACGCGAUAUCUCCGAGCCAUGA